This is a messenger RNA of Moesziomyces antarcticus, 768 nucleotides long. Its product is annotated as dihydrofolate reductase. Gene Ontology annotation, molecular function: dihydrofolate reductase activity; NADP binding. The record is from RefSeq and is a predicted model, not a curated record. Bases 1 to 768 code for a protein of 255 amino acids. Gene Ontology annotation, biological process: glycine biosynthetic process; tetrahydrofolate biosynthetic process; folic acid metabolic process. Gene Ontology annotation, cellular component: mitochondrion. The transcript is spliced from 2 exons. Lineage: Eukaryota; Fungi; Basidiomycota; Ustilaginomycetes; Ustilaginales; Ustilaginaceae.
AUGGGCAAAUUCAAGCUUGCGAUGGUGGCGGCCAUGUCGCUAACGAAUGGCAUCGGUAAAGAUGGUGGGCUUCCAUGGCGACUCAAGGGAGAGAUGGCAUACUUUCGGAACCUCACCAGCCACGUCUCGGACGGAGACAAGCAGCGGGGCGUCCGCAACGCCGUCAUCAUGGGCAGGAAGACGUGGGCCAGCAUCCCGCCAAAGUUCCGUCCGCUGAGCGGGCGCAUCAACAUCGUCAUCAGCCGCACGCAAAGCGCCCAAGAUCUCGGAGUCGACCCUGCCUCGAAGGACGUGCGGGUGUUCGCAUCGGUCGAGGAUGCCCUGCAAUACCUCGCCGGCCCGCCCUCCGGAGAUACCGCAGCCAUUGGCAGAGUGUUUGUCAUCGGAGGCGCACAGCUCUACGCCGAGCUGCUCGACCUGGACAACAGCAUAGCGACGGUGGACAAGCUCUUGGUCACACGCAUCUUGGCGCCCCAGUACGACUGCGACGCGCACUUCGCCGAAUUCCGCACGCGAGAGCAGUUGGACGCCGACGCCGACUUGGCCAAGAAAGUCGCUCCAGCCGCGAUCGGGGCACCGGUCGAGGCGUUGCUCGAAAAGCAUCUGCCUCAACUGCUUGAGCAGUCGCGCUGGACACAGGCUUCACCGCAGGCAUUGCGCGACUAUCUGGGCACUUCAGUUCCGGCUGCUCUUGCCGACUCGCCGGAUUUGGUGUCGCGCGAAGACGAGACUUGGUAUCAGUACCAGCUGUGGAUGCGCCAGGACUGA